Bombina bombina (fire-bellied toad) is the source of this 1374-nucleotide messenger RNA. It is a transcript of the gene BBS5, whose product is annotated as Bardet-Biedl syndrome 5. Lineage: Eukaryota; Metazoa; Chordata; Amphibia; Anura; Bombinatoridae. The coding region runs from base 157 to 1185 and encodes 342 amino acids. Gene Ontology annotation, molecular function: phosphatidylinositol-3-phosphate binding. The record is from RefSeq and is a predicted model, not a curated record. The transcript is spliced from 12 exons. Gene Ontology annotation, cellular component: BBSome; ciliary basal body. Gene Ontology annotation, biological process: cilium assembly; intracellular transport.
CGCAGCCAUUAGACCUGCGCAUUGUUAUGUUACACCAGAGGCGCAUGCGCUUUGGUACAUAAUUAAGAUCUGGUUGCCAAGGUUACUGCUGCUGAUCUGAAAGAUUCACGUUUAUUUCAUUUUGCUGUAUAAAGUCUACUUUAGGAGUCGGGCAAUAUGCUGUCUGUGUUGGACGCUCUGUGGGAAGACAGGGAUGUCCGCUUCGAUAUAUCACCACAACAAAUGAAAAUGAGACCAGGAGAAGUACUUAUAGACUGCUUAGAUUCCAUUGAAGACACUAAAGGAAACAACGGUGACCGAGGAAGACUUUUAGUAACAAAUUUGCGAAUAAUUUGGCACUCAUUGGCAUUACCCCGAGUCAAUUUGGCUGUAGGUUACAACUGCAUUGUGACCAUCACAACACGAACUGCUAAUUCAAAACUACGGGGUCAGACCGAAGCACUUUAUAUCUUAACAAAAUGCAAUAACACUCGAUUUGAGUUUAUUUUUACAAACAUUGUUCCUGGUAGUCCAAGGCUAUUCACAUCAGUCAUCGCUGUACAUAGAGCUUAUGAAACAUCUAAAAUGUAUAGAGAUCUCAAAUUAAGAGGAGCCCUGAUACAAAACAAACAGCUGAGGCUUCUCCCGCAGGAGCAAGUGUAUGAUAAAAUCAAUGGCGUAUGGAAUUUAUCUAGUGACCAGGGUAAUCUGGGAACUUUCUUUAUAACUAAUGUGAGGAUAGUUUGGCAUGCCAACAUGAAUGACAGCUUUAACGUCAGCAUCCCUUACCUACAGAUUCGCUCCAUUAAGAUCAGAGACUCAAAAUUUGGCCUAGCCCUUGUGAUAGAGAGUUCUCAACAGAGUGGUGGAUAUGUCCUAGGAUUUAAAAUAGAUCCUGUUGAAAAACUCCAGGAUUCUGUCAAGGAAAUCAACUCACUUCACAGAGUUUACUCUGCAAGCCCCAUAUUUGGGGUAGAUUAUGAAAUGGAAGAAAAGCCACAAGCUCUGGAAGAACUGACCGUAGAACAAAUUCAGGAUGAUGUUGAAAUAGAAGCGGACGAGCACACAGAUGCAUUUGCGGCAUAUUUUGCUGAUGGCAACAAGCAACAAGAUCGUGAGGCUGUAUUUUCUGAAGAACUUGGACUUGCAGUAGAAAAAUUGAAGGAUGGAUUUACUCUCCAAGGAUUAUGGGAUGUGAUGGGAUAACUUGAGCCUACUAAGGAAUGCAAAUUUAUUAAGUAAUGUAGAUUUAUUAAAAUGAAAAAGUAAUAAAUAUAUGUAUAAUUAAAAUUAUUUGCUCUAUAAAAUGUGGAUAGGAACCAUAUGCUCUACUGGAAGUCAUUUGUGAAAUUGAAAUGAUGUGCAUAUAAUAAAGCAAUAUAUUUAUGAUACUAA